Messenger RNA from Clarias gariepinus (North African catfish), 1110 nucleotides. RefSeq names its product dicarbonyl/L-xylulose reductase (gene dcxr). Gene Ontology annotation, biological process: glucose metabolic process; xylulose metabolic process. The record is from RefSeq and is a predicted model, not a curated record. Gene Ontology annotation, molecular function: carbonyl reductase (NADPH) activity; L-xylulose reductase (NADPH) activity. The transcript has 9 exons. NCBI's taxonomy places the organism in Eukaryota, Metazoa, Chordata, Actinopteri, Siluriformes, Clariidae. Bases 214 to 948 code for a protein of 244 amino acids.
UGCUAGUCUUAUGACAGAGUGUGUUAUAUUUUAUGUUAUACUUUGACCCAUGAACCUUCCCCUGCACACUGGCUUCCUCCCCCUGUAUACACCCUGCUCUCCACUCCUCACUCCACAGCUCUCACUGCCAGAGGGAAGUGUGUGCUUCCGUGACUAAGAAAGACGAAGAGUGAAGGGUUUCUCGGCGUCCAUUUCCACUUUGAACUCGUAGUCAUGGAGAUCACGUUCACUGGCAAGCGCGCGCUCGUGACAGGAGCCGGAAAAGGUAUCGGGAGAGCCACAGCUCUGGCUUUAGCGCGCGGGGGAGCGGAAGUGACGGCGGUCACGCGCACGCAGGCUGACUUGGAUACGCUCGUGCACGAGUGUCCUUCUAUUAAACCUGUGUGUGUGGACUUGGCGGAUUGGGAUGCCACAGAGCGUGCGCUGAAGGACAUGGGGCCUGUUGACCUUCUGGUGAGCAACGCUGGGUGCGCCAUGCUGCAACCAUUCCUGGAGAUCACAGAGGAUAGCUUUGAUAUGUCUUUCAAUGUCAACGUGAAAGCAGCUCUUCAUGUUGCACAAAUUGUAGCCAGGGGCAUGAAAGCCAGAGGAAGUGGCGGCUCCAUCGUGAACAUCUCCAGCCAAGCUUCUCACCGUGCCUUUAAAGACCACGCCGUGUACUGUGCUACCAAAGGCGCUCUUGACAUGCUGACCAAAGUGAUGGCUCUGGAGCUGGCUCCAUACCAGAUCAGAGUAAACUCUGUAAACCCAACUGUAGUGAUGACGGACAUGGCAAAAAUAGGAUGGAGUGACCCUGUGAAGGCCAACGCCAUGAUAUCACGCAUCCCAAUGGGCAAAUUUGCUGAAGUGGAGGAUGUGGUCAAUGCCAUACUCUUUCUGCUCUGUGACAAGAGCGCCAUGACUAAUGGAGCGUUCCUGCCAAUAGAUGGAGGCUUCCUGGCCUGCUAGGUUGGUGUCAACUCUCAGGAUUGACACAGCGCGAAGGAAUAAUAUUAAGUGCAAAAGACCUGUAUAUGAAUGCCUAACAGUGCAUGUGUACUCAAGUAACUGGUAUUGUAAGCUCUUGCAAGUCUUUUUGGCCCGUGAUGAUAAAGUUGGAUCGAUAACUCA